CGUUCAGUACGCUUCUGUCACUCGGUCGGCCAACAACACGGCGCGCUUGCUCCGCUCAGGUCCGCUCCACCGCCUCGAUCCCGAUCCCGAUCUCGAUCGCCAUACCGCCAAGCAGCCGCUCGUCGGACCGCCCGCUGCAGUUGUCAUUCGAAAGCGCGUCGCUCUCGGCGGCUCCAGACCAAACCAAACCAGUUACAAGCACUUAACUGCCCUUGCGGAAACAAUUGCAUUGUAAACAGCCAGCAGAAAUGCAUCAAAUGUGGAACCGCAACUGGAGCUGGACUCUUCUGGUUUUCUCGGCCCUGCUACUCCUCUCGACGGAGGUGGCCAAUUCGGAGGAAUGCGGCCAGGAGGAGUUCACCAAGUGCGCCGAACCACUUGAUAUGCUGCAUUUAACGUCGGACUUCUCGAUUGGCCCGGCCAAGAAGGAGGAACUGGAAAAACUUUGUCAUGAGCUGCGCAAGGGCGUGAGGUGCAUCCAGAGCUACACCCGGCGUUGCAUGGAUCUGCAGCAGAGGAAUCAGUUCAACAAGCUCUACCACGGCACCAACCAGUUCAUCAGGGAUCUGUGCAACAAGGGCGCCUUCCAGGACGAGUACCUCAAGCACGUUCCCUGCUCCGAAAUGGCCAAGAAGGAGUUCGAGGUGUGCUCCAACCGCUACCGGGAGACCAUGGUGUUCCUCAAGCCCAACAAGAACCAGGAAAGCUCCGAGAACGGCACCCUGAACGAGAACAUCAAGACCAUUUGCUGCUCCAUCAACGAACUUGUGGAUUGCUCGGAGGAUGCUGCACGCAAGAUCUGCGGCAACGAGGCGGCAAAGUUCACGCGUCAACUGGUGGACAAAUAUGCCAACAGCCUGACCAAGAUCUACUGCGAGGACUUCACCCGAAAUCCGGGCAUCUGCAGGGAUGGCGAGGGCAAUGGCUCCAGCCGGGCAGCUGGCAGUAGUUUGGGCCUCCUGCUCACAGGGACAUUGCUCACACUGCUGGUCAGCAGAGGCAACAGAUAGAUGGCAGAGGCACAGCUGAGUGCACAAAUCUAGAACCAGUCUUACCAGAACGGAGUUUCGAGAGAGGAGGAGAAGGAUAAAUAGUUAAGGUUUCCCCCAUCACACCGAAAGAAGAAUUCCACACGCUGUUGCAUACUUCUGGCAGUCAGUUUAGGCCACAGAAUCCCCGAGAGGUCGAAGGAGUAAGCUAUACAGUAAAGUACACGUUAAGUAUGUUAUGUAUACCAGUAUGCAUAUACCAUAUAUCUAUAGGGAAUAUGAGAGCAGAGUCAGGCAUGGCUACGAUCGUAUAUAUAUGCGGAUAUGUGUGUUACUAUAUAGUGGAUAUAGGCUAGCUAGUUAGAAUCAGUGUUGAGUGUGGCAGGCAGGUUAGUUGUUGUUGGCCUUACUUUCCAGUCGUCGUCGAUCGUGCAAUACUAGAGUUUCGUUGAGUUUGUUGAAGUUGUCCAGGCUUUAAGUGUAGGCAUAUUUUAGAGAAUACCCCUAAGUUUCACAAAUCGUUGUUAGCUGAAGUUAGAGCGCGCCCCACCCCACCCACCUCUGUUUACCGUAACACCAGGCAAUGUCAAAAAUCGAUUGAUCAGCUGAUCUCUUGGAAACGCAAAGUCAGUUUUCGUUACUCACACACACACACACAGCACUAAGCGCACAAGAAAAUACCCCGAGUGGAUUUGCUCACAUAUCGGCAAUAACUUUAGAUUAACUAAAAGUGCAUUUCUAUGAAUCAGGAUUUUUAAAUUAUUUAUAAACCUAUUUAGUGGAUAGCGUAUAUUUAUUUCCCACACUGUAAAUACCUUUAAAUAUAUUCAAAAUCGGAAAUACAUAUACGAAUAAAUAUUAGUUUAACUUAAAAAUACACUCACACACACACACCUACUUACAAAAACUGUGAAUAUAUAUUAUGAUUAAAGAGUAACAUUUAUUUUAAGUAAAACACACACAUGCAUAUGCAA
This is a messenger RNA of Drosophila mauritiana, 1963 nucleotides long. RefSeq lists its product as uncharacterized. The record is from RefSeq and is a predicted model, not a curated record. The transcript is spliced from 6 exons. NCBI's taxonomy places the organism in Eukaryota, Metazoa, Arthropoda, Insecta, Diptera, Drosophilidae. Bases 249 to 1010 code for a protein of 253 amino acids.